This is a messenger RNA of Danio rerio (zebrafish), 5322 nucleotides long. The record is from RefSeq and is a predicted model, not a curated record. NCBI's taxonomy places the organism in Eukaryota, Metazoa, Chordata, Actinopteri, Cypriniformes, Danionidae.
CACAAUCGAUUUCAUCAACAUGGUAAACAAUUUGGCAUUGCUGUGCUGAAGCGGGGGGCCAGAGCUAUCAACCCCCGAAGAGAGAAGGCACGAGGCUUUAAUUGAGCUCCAAAUAUGAGGCCCUGUUCAUAUUACAAUAAAAAAGAAAAUGAUUUAAAAAAAGAAUCAAAUCUUUAUGAAGAUAUUGUGAUGUCACUGUUUUCAAUAAAGUUUAUCAAAACAUUAUAAAACAUUUAAGCCAAAAUUAAAAACCAAACAAAGCUCUAGACAUUAUCUUUUUUGAAGUCAUAUGUCUUACGUGGUAGGGACAAGGAGUGUAAACAAACUUCUUGUGAUAAUAUGAUAUGAUAUCGAUACUCUUAGCCAGCAAAAUGAUAUUUGUUGACACUUCAAAAAGACUUCAGUACUAUUUGCUUUAACUAUUUGUGAAAUAUCAAACUAAAUAAUGACAUACGGACAAAUUGUUCGUAACAUAAGAACAAAUUAAAUUGUUGUUGAUGCACAAAUGCAACUGAAGAAUAAUUGAUACGAUGAGAAAUACACUUUAAUAAAGAAUAUAAAUAAAUUUGAAUAUAGAAAAACAAGUAAUACAGGAAAAUAUUCGUCCAUGACAGGGUUUUUAAUGUGUCUUAAUAUCACUAAAUGUGCAAAUUCUUUUGCAAAACAACAUAAGGGAAGUACACCAGUUAUUUAACAAUUCACAUGGCAAAAAAAUACAAUCAGUUUUAACUAUUUUAGUCUCCUAGGUCAUGCUAAAGGAAACUGACAAACAAGCAGUCUAUAUGGUGGUAUAAUUUGAAGGAUAGUUUUAUGACAUGACAAAUAACUAGUUGUCCAGUCUGAUUCCAUUCACCCAGCAGGGUUUCACUGAAAGUAUAGUUGUGAUUGACAGUUCUGAGUUGAGUCAGAGAAUGCAGUCAUCACUCCACUAAAUAACUGAACUGCAUGUGAACGCAAGUGCAUUAUUGACUCAGGGGCGACAACAGGGCUGACAACUCUAUUCUGCUGUUGUGUGGAUGUGCCCUUAUUCAUUCAGUGUAAUGCGAUGGGUGAACCAGUUUUGCAGGCUGAUUGAUUGACUCGGGGCCAUUUGGGAUGCAGCUCUCAGUUGAAUUUUAUUAAUUCUGAAAGGCAUAUUUGCUCAUUUUCAUAGCGACUGUGUUCAUUUGAGCUAUUUUGCACAUUUUGUAUACUGCUUUGCAUUUUUCCCCUGACAGCUUGGCAUAAAGGAAAGCCCAAACCUUCGCCUUAGCAGACUUUUGCAUUGACAUGUUUCAGUGAAUGUGUGUGUUUGUUUGUAUGUAGAUUCCUCAGGUUCUGACAUGUGUCCAUUGGGUCAGUUUCCAUGCGGGAAUCUGUCAGUGUGUUUGCCUCAACCACAGCACUGUAACGGGCAGCAGGACUGUCCAAAUGGAGCAGACGAGGAGAACUGCGUGGAUAACAGUGGUUGGCCCCAUCUAUUUGAUGCAUUCAUGAAAACAAGGGUCCAGGAAUCAAAAGAGUGCAUGUUAGAUGUCUAUCCUGACACGUGUCAUUGUGAGGGUCGGAAGGUGAAUUGUAAUGGGAAAAACCUGCUCCAUGUACCUGCUGUAUCCUCUAAUGUGACUGCACUAGAGCUGAACAGUAACAGAAUUGAAUCUCUGUCUCGUGAUCUGUUCAUCCGCUACAGACACCUGGAGAGACUACAUUUGGAAAGCAACAGUAUAGAAACGAUCUCCAAGAGGGCAUUUUCAGGACUGGUCGCUUUGCGUAAACUUUUUUUGAGUCAGAAUAAGAUUUCGUCUCUGAAAGCAGGCAUAUUUAGUGACCUCAGCAGUCUGGAGUGGCUGAUUCUGGACGAGAACAGAAUAUCCUCUCUGCGCCAGAAGUCUUUUGAAGGCCUGAAAUCAUUAUUUUUCCUGUCUUUAUUAAAUAAUUCUGUCGAACAGUUUCCUAAAACCUCAAUUUGCCAUGAAAUGCCCCGUCUCAACUGGCUGGAAAUGGAGGGGAAUAUAAUUUCAUCUCUCUGGGCAUCAAGUUUUAAAAACUGCUCCUCUCUCACCGUGUUAGCGUUGAGGAGAAACCGCAUCAGCACCAUCGAAGAAGGAACUUUUGCAGACAUGCAAAGAUUGAUAGACCUAGACGUGUCUGUGAACCAGAUUAAAGAUCUGCCUCCAUCUCUGUUCCAGAACCUCCAGAACCUCAAGCAGCUAAAUAUCUCCAACAAUCCCCUGGUGAACAUAUACAGCAAUCAAUUUGACAGUUUGGUGAAUCUGCAGUCUCUGAGCAUGGAAGAGGUGGAGAUUCCCAACAUUAGUAUCAGGAUGUUCCGGCCCCUUACCAACCUCACUCACAUUUAUUUCAAGCGUUUUGAAUUCUGUGGAUAUUCUCCAAAUGUGCGGAGCUGCAAACCAAACACAGACGGAAUCUCAUCCUUUGAGAAUCUGCUCGCAAACAUCAUUCUGCGGGUGUUUGUCUGGGUUGUCGCCUUCAUCAUUUGCUUCGGAAACAUCUUCGUCAUCUGUCUGCGGUCCUGUAUUGCUUCAGAGAAUCAACAUCACACCAUGGCCAUCAAAUCCCUUUGCUGUGCAGACUGUCUCAUGGGUGUAUAUCUGCUUUUCAUCGGUGCCUUUGACAUCAAGUACUGCGGCGAGUACAACCGUCAUGCUCAGAUUUGGAUGGAAAGCCUGUCCUGCCAGCUGAUUGGCUCUUUGGCCAUGUUGUCUACAGAAGUGUCUGUCAUGAUGCUGACCUACAUGACACUAGAGAAAUACCUGUGCAUCGUCUUCCCGUUCCAGCAUUACCGUGCCGGGCGAAAACAGACCCUGUGCUCACUGACCUUCAUCUGGCUACUAGGAUUUAUCAUUGCCGUUAUUCCCUUCUGGGAUAAACAGACAUUUGGGAACUUUUAUGGGCGGAAUGGAGUGUGUUUCCCUCUUCACUCAGACCAGACGGAGAAACCUGGUGCUAGAUGCUAUUCCACAGCCAUUUUUCUCGGUCUGAAUCUGCUGGCUUUUGUGAUGAUCGUAUUUUCUUACUCCAGUAUGUUUUACUCAGUCCAGAAGACAGCAAAGACAGCGCGUCAAACAGUAUAUGAUCGGGAAGUGACUAUUGCAAAGCGAUUUUUUUUCAUCGUGUUCACUGACGCCCUGUGCUGGAUCCCCAUCUUCCUCUUGAAAAUACUCUCACUGCUAAGAGUACAGAUCGCAGGUACUAUCAUUCUGUGGGUGGUGAUUUUUAUCCUUCCUAUAAACAGUGCCCUGAACCCCAUCCUGUACACAAUCACAACCAGCGCGUUUCAGCAGCGACUUAAACAGUGUCUGAAAUAUCGCUGCCAGCAGACUAACUGACACAAACACACACUAUGCAUCUGCUCUGAGAUUAAUAUUCCAUGUGGAUUAAAAAGUGAAUAGAUGACAGGAUAAUGACCCCACACACAUACAGUACACACACGCACAAACACUCAAGAUGCUCUCCUCCUCUGCACAAGUUAAUAAGGCUUAGAGAAGCCUGCAGGGUUGAAGAAAUGAGAGCGCGCACAGCCACAUUAACCAGCAGACCAUCAUCAACAAUAUAUGCUUAUGCAAUUAAUAUGUAAAACCAGCCUUAUAUGGAAAAGCAAAGAAAGCACAUACCGUAAACCUAAGAAACUUCAACUUGCCAUAAAGACCUGGAGCAGCGCAUGUGUACCAGGAGAAAGCCAAACUCUGUGGCUGUCAGAGGAGCAGAUAGGAGACUGUUCGGGACGGACCCGGCGGGAUGAGGAUUGGAAUGCUUCCGACUGAUUUAAUUGCAUUUUUGUUUGCUUGUGUGGAUGUGUUUGGAAAACAAAGAAUCAGGGAUGGCAGUUGCAUAUAGUCAGGAAACAUUACUUGAAGGGCCGUUCAUGACACCUUUAUAAUCAUGACAUGACAUGUCAGGAAUAUGAAUGAAUUUUUAUGAUAACUGCUAUUAAGUGUCAUCCGCUCAGUUAUGUCAUUUUAAAUGCAAAUGUGACAUUGUUUGAUAUGUCUUUGUUAUGACAACUUGACUUUGCCAAGACAACAUACUUUGUCAAAAAUCUUUCAUGAUGCAAUUUUAAUGGGUUAGAUGCACACAGACUUUUAAUUUCAGUCAGCCAGCCCCAGGGCUUCCGGUGAAUUGUCAUUCCAAAAUUGACGCAUUUAAGAUCUGAUUUCUUUACAAAACAGUGAUCUUCACUGCCUGGCUAAGAUGCACUAUAUGGUGGGUCUCAAACCAAACAAGAAGCACUUCAUUAAAUUAUUCUUUUCCAUGCCAUGUCUUUAAAAUAAUUAAUUUUACCCCAGUGUUUUCAAUAGAGUUUCUGUGCUAGCUUGCAGCUUAUGAUGGUGCCUGUGUUUAAACGGGUUUCUGCCUCUUUUCACGCUUUAAUAAAAAAAUAUAUUCUUAAGUCUACUUAACUGAAUGUAUUGUAAUUACAUUAAAACAUUGAGGCUGUAAAAUAAGGCUUAUGAAACUGAAAAUUGUCACAUUAAGCUUUUAUCGGAAAAUCAUUGUUGGCUGAAAAACGUGGGCUGUGCAUAUAGCCCAUUGUGUCAUGGAUAUUCUUCUGAUCACUUUUAUCACAACAAAACAGUUUACAGUUACAGCUUUUCUGGUGUCAGUACUCUGUAAAAUAAAUUUAUAACAGCAUAAUUAAUAAUUGAUGACAUUUAAAUGCCAAAUUCAAUUGGUACCACUAGUGGUUUAGGUUAUAAAUUCAUAGUACAAGUGUACUUGCAUAAUUACAUUCAUGUUUAUGACGAAUUUAUGACAAGUUAUGUUGUCUCGGUAAUGUCAAAUUGUCGUGACAAAGACACUGACAGGUUGUGAUGUAUUUGGUUCUGUAAAGUUGUAAUAUCAAAGACAUUUUAAACAAUGUCACUUUUGCAUUUUAAAGGACAGCUGACAAAUGACACUUAAUGACAGUUGAGCAUGCAUAAAAUGUCAUUCAUAUUCAUGAUAUGUGUCAUGUCAUAAUUGUGUCAUGUCAUUUAUGAACACCCCCUUUAAGUAAUGUGUUACCAAACUGAAAAUAAAUAUGGUGGAGAAGGAAGUAUGUGUAUUGAAACGAUUCAACCAUGAAAGAUUACAAUAAAAAACAAUCACAGCACUAAAAUGUACAAAGGAAUAAAGAUAACUACUGUGUGUGUUCACAUUGACAUCAAAUGAUUCACGUUGCUGUUAUUAAAUUACAUGACUUUUAUUGUGUGAUUUUAUUAUCCAUGAAGUUCACAGCUUUCUUUUGUCUGAUGUGAUUGUCAUUUGUCUAAAGUAUGUAAAAAUGAAUGUAAAAACCAAAUAAUUGCAACAAAUAAAUAAUAAUUAUUUAAAUAUACAUAA